Molecule: messenger RNA, 1329 nt
Organism: Penicillium oxalicum
Lineage: Eukaryota; Fungi; Ascomycota; Eurotiomycetes; Eurotiales; Aspergillaceae
Product: WD40 repeat domain-containing protein
Exons: 2
Coding region: 1-1329 (442 amino acids)
Molecular function (GO): protein binding
Source: RefSeq, a predicted model, not a curated record
AUGGCUAGUGCGACCUCUGCUCAGACUCAGCAUCCCCUAGCGACUCCAAUAUACAUACUUCGAGGACACGCGGCACCGAUUCAUGCUCUUCAUGUCUUCGCACAAAAUCUUCGACUCUUAUCAGCGGACGCAGAUGGUUGGGUGGUCAUCUGGGACCUCGUAGCCAAACGCCCAGUGACAACGUGGAAAGCACAUGCGGGAGCUGUUCUCGAAGUGAAAGCUCUCAGUGUUGAGCCAGGACUGACGGAAAUCUAUACAACCUUCCGCGGGAAAAAAAACAGACAUGGUCGAGAUCAUAGACUCUGUGUGUGGAAGCUCCGCGCUGAAGACGAGGGAUUUCUUGACAAGACCCUCCCUGUCGAUGUCACUACGACAAAUACUGAGCAGAAAGGAACACAGCCAUGGCUGCUUCACUCCCUACCUGUGAAUGCGCUAAACUUUUGCGCUUUUUCCAUGACGACUUUCGGUACGACUUCACAGUCACAGGGACAGGGUCAAUCCGAAGAUGCGAAAGCGACAGCCACGCAUCGACACGUUCUUUUUGCUGUGCCUAAUGCAUUGGACUCGGGAGGCAUUGAUAUCUUCCAUUUGCCCUCCGAGCGUCGCCUGACGACUAUCAAAUCGGACCCCUCUGUGAAAACCGGUAUGCUCAUGGCCGUGAAUCUCUUCAUUUCUCUUACAGGCGACGUCUACGUCGCGUCAGCUUUUGAAGAUGGCCAUAUCAUGGUCUUUUUGCGCAAGGGGAUAUUGAGCCUAUCGGAUAUUGAGACUGGGACGACGCACCCAGCAUCCUGGGAAUGGAAUAAGAUCUAUGCGAGCCGGCCUCAUACUCAACCCGUCUUAUCACUUGACGUGGCUCCAUCGCACGACUACUUCAUUUCGUCCUCUGCGGAUGCCUUGCUCAUUAAGCACCCAAUACCCGGCGCUGGUCUUACGGGAGCUCGUCCGGCCAAGCAUUUCGUGGAAGACCAGGCGCUGAAAGUGGUCAAUACAAAACAUUCUGGUCAGCAGGGGCUUCGCAUUCGUGACGACGCCAAGGUUUUUGCAACUGCUGGCUGGGACAGCAGGGUGAGGGUGUACUCUUGCAAGACAAUGAAGGAGCUGGCUGUGCUCAAAUGGCACAAGGACGGAUGCUAUACCGUGGCUUUUGGAGAGAUCAACGGGAUGGCCGAGGCGGCGCCUCCAGGGGAGCACCACACGGUCGAGGGUGGCGUGCAGACAAGGUCACUUGCGGCGGUGCAUCAGCAGCGUUCACACAAGACACAACAUACGCACUGGCUGGUCGCUGGGUCCAAGGAUGGCAAGAUUUCAUUAUGGGAUAUCUACUGA